Molecule: messenger RNA, 3836 nt
Organism: Nerophis lumbriciformis (worm pipefish)
Lineage: Eukaryota; Metazoa; Chordata; Actinopteri; Syngnathiformes; Syngnathidae
Gene: ctc1
Product: CTS telomere maintenance complex component 1
Biological process (GO): positive regulation of DNA replication; telomere maintenance via telomere lengthening
Cellular component (GO): CST complex
Molecular function (GO): single-stranded DNA binding; telomeric repeat DNA binding
Source: RefSeq, a predicted model, not a curated record
GUUGAGCCUCAGCGCGCGCCGUAGCCUAACAGAAAGUGAAGUGUUUCAACUUUACUCCGCGCUUCUUCUCGUACCAAGACAAAUACAAACGUCUUGUUGAUAUGGACCCUCUGCAGCCGGUUCGGGACCAGUUUAAUCUGCACAGUGAUGCGGAAGUCAAAUGGUUGGAAGAACUAUUUAAUUUCAUCAGAGACCAGAUUUGUCCUGUGCUCUCUGGCCCCGACACCUCCUGUCAGACAGCCAACCAGCGUGCGUCCAAUCUGACUGUGUGUGUGCUAAAGAGGAUACAAAAGAACAUGUCUGCCACACACACAUUACCUGUCAGCUACAGGCUGGUGUGCGUCUCUGAGCUUCUCUCUCACCAGCGUCUGGCCUGUGUCAGUAACCUGUCGUGGAGCACCCAUCAGCAGCGGACGUUGGCCAAGGAGGCUGAGCUGUCUCUGCCGGGUCAGCAGGCUUUACCACGAGCCAACCUGCUGCUGAUUGGCUGUCUGACGUACAACCAAGACGGCGAGUGGAGGCUGAUGGACGCCAGCGGCAGCGUCAGGUGUGAGGUUGUGUCUCCAUCACCUCUGUGGCUGAAUCGUCUCGUCUUCCUGCCCCACUGGCACUACAUCCCCCAAAAUGCUCCACAGCAAGCGCAGCCAGAUGCUCGAGGCUACUUAGAGAUGAUUGGCUCUCCGGUUCUGUUGAGUCCUGGCCUUGUGCAUGGAUCGGUGACUGCCCCUAUUGCAGGGGCGAGACCUGGAAUCCCAGUCAGUGUCACAGAGGCUGCAGCCUUAGUACACAACAGGAUCCGGGGACAGCGUUUGUCCGUCAGCGGCCAUGUAGCUUCUGUCUGCCCCUUGUUGGUCAUUGCAGGAACUUCCUUCUUCUGCUUCACACUGACAGACAAGACACACACAAUACCUGUCCUGGUCAAGGACAGCAGCAAGUUGUGGUGGACACAAUGUUUGUCCGUCGGGAUGGGUGUGUGUGUGACAGCCUUGCGUGUGUGUGUCCUGAAAGCCUGGAGAGGAAGCAACAUUCUGUGUGUGACUGAACACUCCGAAAUACACAAGACACACACUCCAGCAGAGGACACGCCACCGGCCAUGUCUCCCCCACUGAUGACAUCACAACCUGAGAUGUGCCUUGUCCAAUCAGCUGUCAGGAUCAAACAUUCCAGAGUUAUCAGUUACCAGGGCACAGUGACUGAAGUGGUGAGCGAAGGGGCGGGUCUGUACAUAAUGGACAAGGUGAUGGGUCUGUGUCUGGCCUAUCAGCCUACGCUGAGGAGGAGGCUCCGAGUGGGAGACAAAGUACAGCUCCAUCACGUUCACUUCCUCUACCGGCCCUGUCCUGAUUUUCCUCCCAGCAUGCUUUGCACUUGUCUGCGCUCCAGUUUGACGGUGACAAACUUCAGCGGGGUGCUUGGCUCAGUCCCCAAUCACAGCUGUCCCGGUGAUGGUGUGUUGCCGCGGUUACUGGUGGAGAAGAGCACGGCCGUCUCCCAGUAUCUGUGGACCUGCCACCUCAGCUCCCAGCUGAGAUGCAGUCUGCUUUGCAGCACCACAACCCACUGUGUGUGUUUGCUGUCAUGGAAACUGAUGGAGAUUGUGUUAGGAGAAGGGCAACAACAAAGACGAGACAUCUACAUCGAGAUGCUGGACGAGCCUCACUCUUGUCUGCUAAUGCAGUAUGUGGCUGACUGGGCGCAGCAUCAAUAUGUCAGCCUAUCUGAGCUAUGCAAGUCCCUCCAAGAGGACUCUUGGGCUUCAUUAUCGCUCAGCUCUCUGCUGCCACCCGCUGGAGGUGGACUGACACGAGUCGAGAUGAACUCGGCCCUGGCCUGGUCCAGCAGGACUUUGACUUCUGACCCAACGAGCGAGCCCGGGGAGACGCUUGGACGGCGUCCCCUGCUGCUCGUCGGCGUGUUGGAGCUUCCUUCUCACCCGUCACAACACGCGCUUCAGCUGAGAGACUCUACGGGGGUUAUCGCCUGCGUCGUCACAGGCAACACCCAGGAGGAGGAGGAGGAGGGGGGAGGUCAAAGGGCUUUUUUAAACACUGCAUGGAUAGGUUGUCUAGUAUGUGUCCAGCAGUUCACCAUGGUAACAGAGCGAUUCCUCCAAUCAGAUUUUCCCUCGUACCAACACUUAGACCAGGACAAGUUCAUCACACAUAAACACUGCAGGGUUUACCUCCAGUUUUCUCAGGAUUGCAUCCACAUUUUGAGUCCAUCUGCUGCCAUGGUAACUCACCUGUGUCAGAAAGGGGUGGAGUCAGUAGAUAAGAAGAAAAAGCUUCAAAUAGCUGCGACAAAGAAGAGAAGAAGAUGGGAAGAGGAGCCAGAGGCCUCCCAGUCUUCUUCCUCCAUUCCCAUGACAGCCACCUACCCCUGCGUCUCAGUGGUCCUCAGGCUGGAGCAGAAGACUGGCGUGACUUGGAUGAACACGGGUGCAGGACUCGAGGAAGAGGAGGCUGGACUGAUCGCUUGCUUCUCUGCUAAAUCCACUGUGGUUGGUCCAGUGGUAGUCUGGGGGCAUGACCCAAAGAACAGGCCAAUGGAGGACUCUGAGGUGGACAAAGAAAUACAGGUGAACGUGGUGUGUUCAGGUGCGUCAGCUCGCUGGUUUCCUGUCCUCCAGUCAGGAUGUUUUUACAGACUAGUGGUACCCAACACACAGGAUUGCAGCGUGUUGAUUGACUGUGCUGUCUCUGGGUCGAGAAGCGACUGCACUGUGAAGGUGCAAUCUGAUUGGAAGUUUCACACACUGACACGCCCACUCUUUGUGCACACCUAUGAACAGAAUGUCUCAUCCACUAUGUCAUCGGUGUCUCAAAUCCUGGACAACAGUUGUGUAGAUGUGGUAUGUUUCCAGGGUUUUGUUUCUGAGCGAAUCAAUCUGGAUGACAGGACAAAGAACACUGGACAUGCUCAAAUAGGUGUGCGUCUCACAGUGUGUGACCAAAGUGGGAGGAGCAUCAAUGUCUACCUGAAGUUGAAGAACCUCAACUACCCACCUGGUCUGUUGCCAGGCAACACUCUGAUGCUCUCAAAUUUCCACAAAAAACUGUCCAGGACAGGAAGUGUGUACUGCACUAAUCUACCAGUCAGCUGGGUGGCGGUCGUGCGUGUGCGAGAUAAAAGUUCUGAUGGACGCCCACCGGUUCCCAUCAUGCACCUGGGCCUGUGGACUCGACAGAGCAGCACCGUGGGUCGGAUCAAAUGUCACGUUGUGUGUUUCCUGUUCCUGCAGCUGCAGUGGAAGUGUUCACAGUGUGGGAGUGUUUUCCGACAGUCAGCUUGCAGUCAGUGUCUCUCGUUCUCAGCUUGCGUCUUUGACAGCACAGCUAAGUUGGUAAUCGACGACGGCACAGGCGAGGCUCACGUGCGCUUCUCAGGGAUGCAUGUUCGUCAGCUGCUUGGAUUGGCCCAUUCUCAGUGGGAGGGUCUUCAAAGAGCACUCAAAGUCAGAGGUGACAUCACAGUGUAUCCCCGCGGACGGAGUACGUCGUGCGACUCAGACGAUUGGCUGCUUCACUUCCUGUUGUUAUGCGUGCGGAGAGUUGACUCAUUGUUUUUGACCUGCAGCAGACAACACGAAGCCAAAACAGAAGUGGUCAAAACGUUGAGUCGUAGAAAGCGAGACUUCUUGACCAGGUUGGCCCCGCCUCCAAAGCUCACCUGUCAGCAAAUGCACAGCUUGCCGACUGCACAUUGAAAGUUCAUGUUGUGUUGCCAUUUUCACUCCACCGCAGUCUGCUUGAAGGGUUACUGUGUGGGUGGAGCCUGUCAGUUGAUGACGAGCAAAUGUUGAUGUAUUCACACUGAAAUAAAAAAGUACAACUGA